Molecule: messenger RNA, 1032 nt
Organism: Necator americanus (New World hookworm)
Lineage: Eukaryota; Metazoa; Nematoda; Chromadorea; Rhabditida; Ancylostomatidae
Exons: 10
Coding region: 1-1032 (343 amino acids)
Source: RefSeq, a predicted model, not a curated record
AUGGCUUUUAGCUUCCGCUUAAAUACGGAAUCAGCGCUGAUUCAACGCUACAACUACUAUGUUAUCAGUGCAGUGCUUCUGUAUGUGGAAAUCAAUCAACCAGGAAUCUGGGAUGGUGCGGGUUUCAGAAUGGUCGUCAUCCACAUUGUCGCGCAAUUGCUAAGUUUCUUUACAAUUGUUCAAAUAAUAUCGGCAAAAGCGAAACCGACUAUCAUCUUCGCACAGAAAAACAGAGCAGACAUUGUUCAGUUGAGAGACAAAGAACGGAUGACGGACCUUAUGCCAAUAAUCCGAGUACGCCGAAAGCGAUCUGCUGAUCCACGUGCAGCACUUAUUAUGGAGACGAAAAAGCGAAAAGAUGAUCCGCUUUUGUUCUCUUUGUUUAAAACCGACAAUGAUAACGAAGGCAUAGAUGGAAUCAAAAGUGGUGUACGUGUUAUAGAUUUCAAAGCUGAUAGUUCUGAAGUUGCAGCAGGCCGAGGCCUUGAAUUCAUUGGUGAACUUAAUGAACCAGGAGCAGGACCCAGCGAUGAUCCUAUGGGGGAUCGAGGAGAUGUAGAGGAACCUGUCGGCUAUGACUAUUAUAAAAUAUACAGAGGAUCAAUGACAGAACCUAUACGAGAAUGGGACGCAGAUGUGGAAUUGAGAUUUGCUACUGAAGAAGAGCAAACUCUCUUGCUUGGAAACUCUGAUUCUGAAAGUGACUGCGCGGCCGAUGACGAUGACGACUCGAACGAUGAAAAUAACUGGCGAAACGACUAUCCAGAAGAGGAGGAUGACGAUACUGAGGAUGAAGAUGUCAAUUACUAUGAUGACGAUGACAGGGAAUUUAGGCGUACUGUCCACGAAGACAAUGACGAAUCACCCUUUGCACUGGAAGGAAUGCGACGUCGCUUGGAAGGAUUUGCUAUGGAAGCAUAUGAAGGGGAGGAGGACAACUCAGAUGAUGAUGAUGAUUACUUACGAGGCAAUCAUUCUGGUCCUAGUAACGAUGAUGACGACAGUUACGAUGAUAGAUAUCGUGAAGACUAA